AUGGCUUCAAAUAAUUCUGAGAACAGGAACCAAAUUGCUGGAGCCUUAACUUAUCCUAUCAGAGAUGAGAGUAAUGUGGAAUCUGUGCCAAUUCAGCCUAGGCAGCCAAGAAAUUUACAGGGCCUACUUCGUUUUGCUAUGGAGGCAACAAAAGCUGAGGAUGCCCCCGGGGAAUCUCAAUUUGGCCCUAUGGAUGAAGAGCGACGAAAGUUUUUAGAAGAAGCUUUGAAAAGUCUUACAAUUGAUGUGGCAGAGGUUCUUCAAAAAGCAAUCAAGGUUCUUACAGAUGCCGAAAAGAUUCGAAACAUCCAACUUGGCCAGGACUUGCCAGAGGACGUUGCAACAUCCCUCAGCAACAUUCACGAAUUUGUGGGUGAUAUUGAUAUUGCUAAUGACUUCUACAAAUUGGGUGGUUUCGCAAUCUUUCCCAUUUGCUUCGGCAGCGAGAACGCCACCGUACGUGCCGAAGCUGGUUCAAUCUUGGCAGAGGUAUGCCAGAACAACCCAUUCUGUCAGACGCGUGCAUUAGAGUGUGGCUUACUGAAUGUGCUUCUACAUCUUGUCCAGUCUGAAGAAGGUGUUGCUCUGGCAAAAUGCCUAUAUGCUAUUUCAUGCAUUACGCGCGAGUUCGAGCCCGCCUGCCGCGAGCUGAGCUCACAGGACGGCUGCGCUAUUCUCUCGCAACUGCUCCACAGCGACGACAUACGCGUGCGCACUAAAGUCGCUUUCCUCAUCGCGUACCUCGUACGUCACCAUCCCUACACUAAAGAUAAAUUCUUUGAAGAAAAUAUUAUAAAAACCAUUGCUGUGGAAUUAGACAAAGGUCUAAACAGCGGUACUUCAUGUCUUCUGAAUGCACUUUUAGCGUUAGUCGAAAAAUUGGAUCCCAUUGCAUUACAACAAUUAAAAAACCCUACAGUUGGAUUGAAGAAUAUUCUCGAGAAGCUUUGGAAUGAACCGGAGUUAAAGGAGCCAGAGUACGAUGAAGAGAGGGAUUGCUUAAAGGCAAUAAUGGAGAUUUUCGAGAAGAGUCCAGAAGUAGAGGUGAUUAAUGAGGAUGGUGCUGACAGAUAG
This is a messenger RNA of Parnassius mnemosyne (clouded apollo), 1074 nucleotides long. The record is from the annotation of a GenBank genome assembly. Lineage: Eukaryota; Metazoa; Arthropoda; Insecta; Lepidoptera; Papilionidae.